Raphanus sativus (radish) is the source of this 755-nucleotide messenger RNA. RefSeq lists its product as uncharacterized. The transcript has 3 exons. The record is from RefSeq and is a predicted model, not a curated record. NCBI's taxonomy places the organism in Eukaryota, Viridiplantae, Streptophyta, Magnoliopsida, Brassicales, Brassicaceae. Bases 101 to 463 code for a protein of 120 amino acids.
CUUUUAUUUAGCUACGUCACCUUGCUGUUCGUCAAACCUGAUUGGGUUCAAGCUUGGAGCGCAUCUCCCCCACCACGACUCUUCCACUUCACCUUCUCCCAUGUCUGAUCUUUUUCACUGUUACGUCUCAAUUAAUAAAGAUCUUAAGGCUAUUCUUCAAUAUUUCUUUCCACCUCCCUUGAUCCUUCUCCUAUAUAUAGCUCUAUGUCUUAACCUAAAUCCACCCCAAAAUCAAAACUACUCUAAAGAAGCUACAUCCAUUGCCAUGAAAUCCACCGCAAAAUCUCAGCUUUCCAUCGGUAAAUCUCCAGUCGCAGUCUAUUUCAGCGCCAUCUCACUUGGACCAGCUGACUCCUCAUUGAUGAAUAGUUUCAUCACCUCUUCUUUUGCUCCAACAUAUCUGCCUCAUCUCAAGGAACACUUGAGACGGUCUGAAAGUGCAGUGGGAGAAAGUCCACAGUAGUUGUGUUCUAACGGUGUUAGAUUGGCUGAAAAUUAGCCGAUCUGCUGCUGAUAGGGUUUUGAGAUUGUCUCCUCUGAGACUGUAGGAUUUACCGUUGUGGUUGCUUUGGUAUAUGUUCAUCACAUAUAGUAGUUUCUACUAAGGUGAUUUAAGGGUGGUUUUAUAUAUAUAAUGUAAUAGCUGAUCUGAGAAUUGCUUGAGUGUUUAUGGUUAUUUUGUAUUUAUUUGUUCUAAUCAGAUCCAAAAUAACCGAUGGGAAGAUAUUUGUUCAUUAACACUUCCGUUCUUGCUA